Molecule: messenger RNA, 2214 nt
Organism: Aspergillus thermomutatus
Lineage: Eukaryota; Fungi; Ascomycota; Eurotiomycetes; Eurotiales; Aspergillaceae
Product: Zn(II)2Cys6 transcription factor domain-containing protein
Exons: 4
Coding region: 1-2214 (737 amino acids)
Biological process (GO): protein phosphorylation; regulation of DNA-templated transcription
Cellular component (GO): nucleus
Molecular function (GO): ATP binding; protein serine/threonine kinase activity; zinc ion binding
Source: RefSeq, a predicted model, not a curated record
AUGGAUCCAUGGAGUUCGAGGGUAAAUACACCUUUUUCACCUCCCGACAAUGAAGGCGCAGAUUCGGGGGACGUGAGCAUGGGAGAAGAGCAGCAGCAGUCCCAGCAGAGGCAUGCUCGUUGCAACUCCGGCAGCAAUAAUAGCAAUAUUCCUCGAGCAUGCCAGUCAUGCCGUGCCUCUAAAGUAAGAUGCGACCAGCCUAACCCUGGCAUGCCGUGCCUUCGGUGCCAGAAAUCCGGCAAGCCUUGCAUUGAUGCCACGAGUCAACCAGGGAAGAGACAACGGCAAUUGAACAACCGCAUUCUGGAGAUGGAAUCGAGAAUUGAAUCGAUGUUGUCGUCUGCAGAAUUGCAGGACAGCGCUGGGGAGAAGAACCCUCCCGCGGUCGGGAACACCGUCCAAUCCAGCCCUGUCCGUUCGCCUUCAGAAUUGUCGCACAACACCCAGCAACAUGAUCGGAAUCUGUCCGUGGUCAAUGGUAAUUCGGGGAUGGAAGAUCUCAAAUCUACCAUACAAUCAUGGCUAGACGACAACAUCACGGACCUCGAUGACCGUACCACCGAAACGAUCUUCGGUCGUUAUUUGACCAACAUGGCGUCCACAUUCCCGGUGGUCGUCUUUCCGCCAGGCAUCACGGCGGCCGACGUCCGAAGUGAUAACCCCGUUCUUUUCCUGGCUAUUCUCGACGUGGCGUCGUCGGGAUUCUGUGCGGUUGAAACCCAGAGGAAACUCCGGAAGCUAAUAGUCCAGGCAUAUGUGCAUUGCAUGCUCCGAACGGAACAAUAUACCCUCGGAUUGCUCCAGGCCUUGAUCGUGUCUGCCACAUGGUACCGCACGAUCGAGCCUGUCGAGCCUGGGGAACAAAUGGACAUUUACCAGAUCAGCCACACAGCAGCCAACAUGGCCUUGAUCAUGAGACUAGGGGAGAGUCUGAAUGCGAAAUCCUGGGGUAGCCCCAUGUUUCCCCGGCGGGAGAAGCAAAAGGGUCCUGGAAGCGCCUUCCAGGCCGAGUCGCUGGAAGCUCGGCGAGUAUGUACCUCCAUGUCCCUUCGCGCCCCGAACGUCAUGAGAUGGACCCGUCUUAUGGACGAAUGCCUGGAGGUAUUGGAGACUUCACCGGCGGCCCUUCCAUCCGACAAGCUUCUGUGUCGGCAUAUUCGGCUGCAGCAUAUUACCGAAGAAUUUGCGAUGCAAUUGUCCGCGGAGGAGACUUCUGCUCCCGAGAAAUCACGGGCUAUUCAGACCCAGGUGACACAUCGGGCUUUUAAACGGCAGCUCCACGAAUGGCGUAGGAACGUUGCUGAUGGUUGGGAUGCGAUGAGUGAUGAUGUUACCUAUGAAGACCGCUCGACUCCAUUACCCCCGAUUGUUGCAAUCGAGCCGCAUGCGAUCACCGAGUUUAUGGAAACGAUAGACAACAUCUUUCGCGUGUUCACCUCUCUGGAUAUGUCGACGAUUCGGGCCCUCCCCGCCAUGUACCUGAUCCGGAUAAUCUACACGUUCAUCAUCUUGGUCAAACUUUACUUCGCGGCAACCAAGCUACCGACUCAAGACACACUCUUGCCAGUCGACCGGCUCCAGGUCUCCCAGCGCCUCAAUCACGUUAUCCAGAUGUCAGCGGGAUGGGGCCCUCUGUGGCCCGCUACGAAACUCACCACCGUGUUUAUCAGAAUGCGGUCGUGGUUUGAAAGCGGGGAAGACGGCAAUCGACAGAGGUUGCAGCAGGCAGGGUCGUGGCUCACUCUGUGGGAGUUUAAGCCCCCGUCCCAGGACCGACACGCGCACUCCAUGAACAUGGUCGAAGCCGCCUCCGAUGAUGGCAGUUCACGAGGUCCGGCGUCCUGGGUCCCCUCGCUGGCGUCCACGGACGUGGACACCCUGCCCUUGCUCGAACCACCCCUCGGCACUGAUUUCUCGAUAGCCCCUCCUCCCUUUCAGUCAAUGUUCCGGGCUGCGGAGUCUUGCUUUCCUCAGAAGGAAGCUUCUGAUUUUAUGCAGGAAGGUGAUGUUCCGCUUGAUGCGGGACAAAGUCUCGGGGACAUGGCGGAUAUAGAACAGGCGGAUGACACUGCUUACAUGGGAUUUGACUGGAGCCAAUUGUCAAACAUGGGUUUUGAUUUGUACAACUUGGACGCGCCAUUCUCCCCGAUCCCGAAUCCUGGUUUUGAUUCGGAUGCAGUAAUGAAGGAGAAUUUCACAGAUAGAGACAAAUAA